Messenger RNA from Plectropomus leopardus (leopard coralgrouper), 3002 nucleotides. It is a transcript of the gene kcnj6, whose product is annotated as potassium inwardly rectifying channel subfamily J member 6. Gene Ontology annotation, cellular component: plasma membrane. The record is from RefSeq and is a predicted model, not a curated record. Gene Ontology annotation, biological process: regulation of monoatomic ion transmembrane transport; potassium ion import across plasma membrane. NCBI's taxonomy places the organism in Eukaryota, Metazoa, Chordata, Actinopteri, Perciformes, Serranidae. Gene Ontology annotation, molecular function: G-protein activated inward rectifier potassium channel activity.
AGUUGAUCCUUGAUCCUAGAUGAUAUUUUUACUUUUAAUGGUAAAAUGAAGCAGUGAUUAGUCCCAAACAUUUUAUAUCUACAUCUGCCAUCCAGAUGGCAUUUUACUGUGAUGAUUCCACAAAGCCAUAUUGUGUAUCCCUUUGUCUCAUUUUCAGUAAACAUGACAGAAGACCCACCAAAGCUCAGCCACGAAGACUUAAAGAGCCACACAAAGGUUUCUCCUAUGUCUCUCUCCCAGCUGAGGGGUGGAGGCUGACGGCCGAUGCCUUUUCUGUGGAGAGGAUGGAGGAAAGAGGGAAUUAGUGGCUAUUCUUCAGUCGGUUUUCGCAGAGAGAGAGAGCGAGACUGAGCGACUUGAUAAUCACAACCUACAACCUCAGCAGGGAGCCUUUUUUCAUGGGGGACCAAACGGCUUAAAAUGACUCGGGGAGUGAAUCUGCUGCGCGAGGCUUGAAUCCACCUAGAAACCCCAUGGAGCAGGAUGUGGAGAGCCCGGCCUACAUCAAACAGCCCAAAUUGCCAAAGCAGGCCCGUGAGGACCUGCCUAAAAAGCUGGCAGAAAUGGACAGAGCAAAGAGGAUCCAGCGGUACGUCCAGAAAGACGGCAAGUGCAACGUCCAUCACGGGAAUGUCCGAGAGACGUACCGCUACCUGACAGACAUUUUCACCACGCUGGUAGAUCUCAAAUGGAGGUUCAACCUGUUCAUCUUCGUGCUGGUGUACACCGUGACAUGGCUCUUUUUCGGCUUCAUGUGGUGGCUUAUUGCGUACCUCCGAGGCGAUCUGGACCAUUUAGCGGACAACCAGUGGACUCCUUGUGUCAAUAACCUCAAUGGGUUUGUAUCAGCGUUUCUGUUCUCCAUUGAGACAGAGACCACCAUCGGUUACGGAUACAGAGUCAUCACAGACAAAUGUCCCGAGGGGAUCCUUCUGCUUUUAGUUCAGUCGGUGCUGGGAUCUAUCGUCAACGCCUUCAUGGUGGGCUGCAUGUUUGUUAAGAUCUCACAGCCCAAGAAGCGAGCUGAGACACUAGUGUUUUCCACCAAUGCGGUCAUCUCCAUGAGAGAUGGACGGCUGUGCCUGAUGUUCAGAGUCGGAGACCUCCGAAACUCGCACAUCGUGGAGGCUUCAAUCAGGGCCAAGCUUAUCAAGUCCAAGCAGACCAAGGAGGGGGAGUUCAUCCCUUUGAACCAGACGGACAUAAAUGUGGGUUACAACACGGGAGACGACCGGCUCUUCCUGGUGUCGCCGCUCAUCAUCUGCCACGAGAUAAACCAGAACAGCCCCUUCUGGGACAUCUCACAGGCCCACCUGGCCAAGGACGAGCUGGAGAUUGUUGUGAUUCUGGAGGGGAUGGUGGAGGCCACAGGCAUGACGUGCCAGGCGAGGAGCUCAUACAUCAGCAGUGAGAUCAAGUGGGGCUACCGCUUCACACCAGUCCUCACGCUGGAGGACGGCUUCUACGAGGUGGACUACAACAGCUUCCACGAUAUCUACGAAACUAACACACCCACCUGCAGUGCCAAAGAGCUCGCGGACAUGACCAACCGAGCCCGCUUGCCCCUCACCUGGUCGCUGGCCAGUAAGCUGAGCCAGCAGGGGCUGCCGGAGUCAGAGCAGGAGGGUCAGGAGACCAAGACCAGCCUGGAGAACCAGGGGAAGAGCCAGCAGACGGAGAGGAACGGGGACAUUGCCAACAUAGAGAGUGAGUCCAAAGUGUGAGAGAGAAAAUUUGAGGUCCAUAUGAGAUUAUUGUGUGCUGUACGUCUCCUGUUUGGGAUGGACACACAAGCCUGCGGCGCACAGGUGAGAGUUUGAGGACCAAUGAGCACAGUAGACCAAGUAUCCCUGCACCAAGAACCGCUUUUUCUCAGUGAUUUCACAGUUACCCCAAAAACAACAAACCGCGUAGACAUGUGGCCCACCGCUGAACUAAAAACCCUCUGCGGGACGUGCAUGUUUCAAAUAUAAUGUGAUGUCCUCCUGAUGAGAUUCCUAUUAUUUUUUCUAUUAAGAUAUUCCUAGGGGCAUUUGCAUAAGUAUUUUUGUAUAUACUAUAAAAUGUUUUGAAUUCUUUGUUUUGUUGCGGUGUGAAUAUUUGACAGAUGUUUGAUACAAAUUCUUUUAGGUUAGUUCUGUAUAUUCUCUGCCUUACUGUAUGUAUAAAGCUUUCAUUAUUUAAUUUUUCAGAAAUACUAUAUUAGCAUGUAUAAACAUUAUCUGCAGUUAAUUUAUCUUGUAUUGUGUAUAUACUGUAAUGUUAUAAGGAACACACAUCUCAAUGGAUGCAAGACACUAGUUUAAACCAAUGACAAAUACUUCCCCACAUAAUAAAUGUUUGUUUAAGGUAGAACCAAACACUAUGUUUCCUUUAGAAGCCAUGACUUGCUGUUUACAGCCAGGUGACUUCAGACAAUGGCCCUUUAAAAACUGCAUCUCGUCACUUUUGCACAGUGGAGGCCUCUGAUGGAGAACAUCAGUCGCUGUUUCUGUCUCCAGAAAUCCCUCACAUGUCACCUAACAGUAUCAAAAAUUAAUAAACAAUAAAUUGAAUAUUAUGCACUCAAUGAGACUUUUUUUUCAUGUCAUCAUUGCAUCUUAAUAUGUGUUUUAGUGGUGGAAGAAGUACUGAGAUCAUUGUAGUUCUGCAUUUCAAAUAAAUCUUAAGGAAAAUAAGUAUGACAACAAAAUGAACAAAGUAAAAGUUCUCAUUCUGCAGUAAAAUGUACCCUGUAACUGAUACCAUCUGACAUUAGAGGACUGUUGAUACAACGUUUUAUUGUUGCAGCUGGUCGUAGAGGAGAUAGAUUUAUUACUUAGUUAAGUCCAGUGGUUCCCAACCUAGGGUUUGAGACCCUCCAAAGGGUCAUUAGAAAAAUCUGAGGGGUGGCGAUAUAAUUAAUAGUUGAGGAAAGAAGAAAUUCACAAAUUUGUAAUUAUUGUCUGGACUUUUCUAUAAUUUUUGCUUUUUCUCAUUUUAUUUAUUUAUCUAAGAAUAAU